This is a messenger RNA of Zea mays, 2718 nucleotides long. RefSeq lists its product as uncharacterized. NCBI's taxonomy places the organism in Eukaryota, Viridiplantae, Streptophyta, Magnoliopsida, Poales, Poaceae. The transcript is spliced from 2 exons. The record is from RefSeq and is a predicted model, not a curated record. Bases 332 to 1309 code for a protein of 325 amino acids.
CAUUACAAAAUUGUUUUAGUUAAUGGUUUGGAGAAAAUGAAAAUAUCCGACGGAGACCUAUCCUCUCCACCGCAAAAAUCGCAGCCAUAUCCAAACUACCGUAGCAACUAGCAAAUACCUGUCGCUAGCUUCUUAUCCUCAUCCGCGGUAGGAUUUUUUUUGGCCACGCCCCAGCCUCAGUCUUCUUCCCCGCGUGUGCAGCCGCUGUCUUCUUUCUCCCUGCGUGCUCCUCUCUAACCAGCCGUUCCUCUUCUCCCUCAGCUCGCGCCCUGAAGUUUCCCCUGCCGGCGUUCGGCUUCUGCUCGUCGGACCCCGUCCCGAGCUCGCCCCCAUGGCGUCCAGUGGAGUUUCUCCUCGCCGACGCUGCUCCUUCCUGCCCCAGCGCCUGCUGCGAGCUCGCCAGGAUGCCCCUGCUCGCGGCGCCCUCUGCUCAAGCUCGUCGUCCUGCGCCGUCAGUCGACCUUGCCGUGAAGCCCUGGCCGGUGCGGUGGUAGCGCCCAGCCCCCAGCGUUGGCCCCUCGCAUGGCGCUGCUCCCUGGCUUCUCUCUCUCCCUCCAUCUCUCUCUGCGUCGGCCUGCCUCAGCUCGGAUCUCCCUCCCCAGCCGAGGCCCUUCUUCCCUGGUCUCCCAUGGCCACCGUUCUUCAGUCGAGCUCCUCAGCGCCGAAGGCUCAGGUCCCUGCCGAGCUCGUCUCGAGCUCCCGCCCACCCUCUGCCCAGCCCCAGCGCCCAGCCCAUGUGUCUGGUGCUUCUACCUGCUCAGAUUUGGUGACCGUGUCCCCUGGUUCUUCAAGUUUGUCGCUGUCCCUGCUUGCCUCGGCACAGUUGGGUCCGACCACCACCCCCAUGUCGACGGUGCCCUCGAUUCGUCGGUGCCCAGGCGUGCAUCCUCUGCACCGGCUAUUCUCGCCCAAAUUCACCCCUGCACUUGGUCCUCGUCGAGGAUACGUCGCCCUCCACUCGGUUCAUGGCGCUCGGCCUCCAGCUCGCGAAGCUUCCCUGGUGGCCGCUUCCUCGUCGUUUUCUAUAGUCGCGCCCGGCCGAGGUUCCUCCCUGCGUGCGCAAGCUCUGUUGCGAGCGCCGAUCCGUACCCACAAAGCCUCGUCGGUGCUCAAUUGGCUCGAACCCUCUGCUCGGACCUUUCUUCCGUGGCGCUCAGCUCGGCCAGAUGCGACCUCGCCUUGGCUCUCUGUCCCUACUGCGCUCGCCAGUCGGACUCCUGGCCAUCGUCAACGAAUCUCGCGAUCACAGCUCUCUGUUGCUCAACCGGCGACUCGCUACUCGUCUUGCUCCAGCCUCCAGGUACGUUAAUUAAUCGCGCGAUGCGGAAGACAAGCCAAGUCGACCCCAAGCACGGACUAAUCCACAGGAUGAAGCUGAUGAACGAACCUGCCUAAUCAAGUGCUAGGACAUGAAUAAUCGUCAAGUGGACGUCAUCUAACAACACUAACCUAGUGUUACUCAGGCAAGCCCCGGUGCAUUUACCACCCCUCCUUGUGUUUUAAAAAUCUUUAUCACUUGCUUGAUGCAUUAGGUGAUAGGAGUUGAUUGCUAAAACAAUUCCUGCAUUACCUUCCUUGGAUUUAAUUACCUUCCUUGAAAUCCCUGUUUUACAAAAGAUUUUUGAUGCUUAGCCUUGCUUUAGAAAAAUAAAAUGUUUUGUUUUUACAAAAUAUGAUGUGGCAAAAGUGGGUGGGAUGUUUUCAAAAAUAAAACUUGAUGGUGAAUCCAUCACGGCCGUGAUGGAUUCGACAUCAGAAAAGAUGUACCUCUGCUAGGUACCAACCUUUGGGGUUAGAUGAUUAAGCUGAGACCGGACGGGUGACUUGCACGAGAAAGAGAGUCUCGGUGUAGUGUCUCCAUCUGAGUCGAUUAAGGACCUUGUCGAUGUAGGCUUGAUGAUCGAGGACCCUUUAACUGGUCACAUGCCUCGUCAUGGGUAAGCCUUGCCUCGGGCAGACUAAGGCCAGAAUAAGAUAACACGAAAUGGGCGUGGAGCGGUGGCGAGAGUAGCGUGUACCCUCCGUGGCAAGAGGCUGGACGGUGGUGUAUCUGUGCUCUCGGUUUGCGUGAACCUGAUCUGGUCUUAAGAAACUCGGUGGCGGGUUGACAUAUGCAAGGGUUAAGUGCUACAUAUGUCGUGUGAUUGGAGAUCCUCAGCUGAGUAUAAUCGAUUCGGAUCGCCGUACCUUCGCGGUUAUGAAGACUUGGUCACUGCCCUACACAGAGCAAUCCAGUGAAGAUGAAGGAUAAAUUAAGAACUUGGCUAGUUCAGGAUAAGUGUUUGAACUAGGUUAGAGAGAACUCUAGAGAUAAGUAAGUUUACUUAACCUGACAAUAAAAUUGGAUUUUAAGGAUCCACUCCUAGUAAGCUUUUGUGCAAAACAGAGUCUUUGAUUCUUGAUAAGCCAUACCUUGAAUCCCUCUAGCCAGCAUACCCUUGAGAGUCUUUUCCUUAGUCGGGUAAGUCUUGCUGAGUAAUUCCGUACUCAGGGUUUUAUUCCCUGUUGUUUUUCAGGUCCUAACUUUGUGAUGCUGUUGAUGGUGUUAAGUGCCGGUGGGCUCGGCCUUCUUAUAAGUCUAAGUACUCCUUCUAUACUUCUUAUUGAGGAUGGUCAUUUGAGCUAGCAUAUAUUUCAAACUUAUACUUUUGUAAUCACUCCGAUAAAAUAAUAUAAAAUUUUUGUAACUUGUAAAAUUUGGUAAUAGUAUUUCCGCUG